Molecule: messenger RNA, 5024 nt
Organism: Synchiropus splendidus (mandarinfish)
Lineage: Eukaryota; Metazoa; Chordata; Actinopteri; Syngnathiformes; Callionymidae
Gene: ipo4
Product: importin 4
Exons: 30
Coding region: 659-3946 (1095 amino acids)
Biological process (GO): protein import into nucleus
Cellular component (GO): cytoplasm; nucleus
Molecular function (GO): nuclear import signal receptor activity; small GTPase binding
Source: RefSeq, a predicted model, not a curated record
UUUGUACUUAAGUUGUCAGAGAGUGGCGACGAUUAAAAAUUCACCGACAUAGUGAUUCUUGUCUGAAAACCAAACUGUAAUAGCCAAAAUGUAAUGUCAAUUUCAAGACCGUAAUCCAUCUAGUGUUAAACCUUCCAUUUAAAUUUCUAAUCGAAUCAAAGUAGAUUUGACUUUCUGCACAUGUUACCAUACCAGUCUAAUCACAAGGACAGUAGUCAGCUUUUCCCGAGUAGCCAACAUUUUUUAGAACUCGAGCACAGAAUACAGCAGGGAAAUAAACAGCAGCCAGGAGCUUGUGUGUCCUGUGCCGAGCAUUGUUGUUGUAGUACAUCCUCCCGUCCACGUAGAGCGCACUAGGCUGCAGAUUCCGAGGUCCUGUCUCUUUAACGCUCCUCACAUGGGUCUCUUGCCGGUUCUGUCCCACAUGCUGACCGCAGAGGCGCUCAGGGUCCGUCAAUCUCACUAUUAGCUUAACAAUAUCAUACGUUCCAUUGCGAAUCGGGUAGGUUUCGCCGACUAAGUCCUCCAGAGUCCUCCCAUCUGCUGCUUUGUGCGUCGUUUCCAGGCAAGAGUCGUAGAUAACUUGGGACAAGUUAUUAGCCGCCCACAUCGAGGACACGUCUUUCAACCAUAACAGUCAUUUACAGUUGUUAUCAACAUGGCUGACAUGACACAGGAACUCGAACACAUUCUGGCUCAGAUGACGCAGCCUGACAAUGCGCUCAUUCAGCAGGCCACCGUCCAGCUGAAACAAGCAUUUAAAGACCCCAACAUUAUCCCAGCUCUGUGUGCUGUCAUGGGAGGCUCCCAAAACCCCCAGGUGCGACAGUCUGCUGCAGUGAUGCUCAGAAUGAGAGUGAAGAAACGCUGGAAGAAGAUAAACCCAAAUGACAGAGAAAGUCUGAAGACGGUGGUGUUGCAGGUGUUCAUGCAAGAAACAGAACACACAGUGCAGCACUCGCUGUCUCAACUGUGCGCGGUGAUGGUCAAACAUGAGACCCCGGACCGCUGGCCUGCUCUGCUGCAGCUCCUUCGUCAGGCUACUGAGAGCAGUAAUCCGCAUGACAGACAGGUCGGCCUUCUGCUCCUGAACAAGGUGAUCGAUUCAAACCCGGAGCCUUUCCAGCCUCACUACUGCCAGCUGUUGCGUCUGUUCAGCACGGUGUUGCAGGAUCAUAACAAUCCAGCUGCCUUGUAUUACUGCAUCCUCACCCUCACUGCCAUCACCGCGUACACCGGCACCCAAGAGAUCCACCAGAUGCGUAACAUCAUUCCAAGUUUGAUUGUUGCUUUGAAACAUCUGAUAAAAGCAGACGAGAAUCAAGCCAGUGAAGCCAUGGAGGUGUUCAACGAGCUCAUGGAGAGUGAAGUGUCCAUCAUUGUGCCUCAUGUUUCUGAUAUGGUCCGCUUUUGGUUGGAGGUGGGCAGUGACACCACACUGAGUGAUUCACUGAGAGUGAAGGCUCUGUCAUGCAUCGCUUUUCUGAUCAAGCUCAAGAGCAAGACGGUGUUGAAGCAGAAGCUACUGAAUCCAAUUCUGCAAGCUGUGUUCCCUGUCCUGACUGCUGAGCCUCCACCAGGUGAGGAAGACCCAGAGGAUGAAGAGGACGACACUGGUGAUGAUGAAGACAACGACAAUCCCAAACAUUGUGCUGCCCAGAUAAUUGACACUAUGGCUCUUCACAUGCCACCAGAAACAUUGUUCAAACACCUGAUGCCGCUCACACAAUCAUGCCUGGUCAGUCCGAAUCCCUAUCAGAGGAAGGGAGGACUGAUGUGUCUUGCUGUUUUGGCUGAAGGAUGUGCCGAUCAUAUACGCACCAAGAUGCUGUCCUCCGUGCUGCAGACGGUGUGUCAGAGUCUGUCUGACAGUAAUCAAGUUGUCCGCAGUGCUGCGUUAUUCGCUCUCGGACAGUUUUCUGAGUAUUUACAGCCUGAGGUGAGCAAAUAUUGCGCAGAGUUGAUGCCUUUGCUGCUGGGUUACCUGUCCUCCUUGAACGAAGCCAAAAUUGGUCACGUUACAAAGGCUUUUUAUGCCCUUGAGAACUUCAUGGAGAAUUUAGAAAAGGAUAUUGAGCCCUACUUGUCUACCGUCAUGGACACAAUGCUGUCUGUCCUCAACAACACAGACAACCCAAAGAUAAAAGAGCUCACAGUGUCUGCCAUCGGUGCCAUCGCUAAUGCUGCCAAGGAGUUGCUGGUUCCCUAUUUCCCUCCAGUCAUUGAAAGUCUGAAGGGUUUUCUGACUGCCACCACUGAUGAAAUGAGGACUCUUCAAACUCAAUCCUUGGAUACUCUCUCUGUGCUCGCUCGUACCAUCGGCAAAGACGUCUUCACUCCUCUGGCUGCAGAGUGUGUUCAGCUCGGCCUCAAUCUUACCGAGGCCAUCGAUGACCCCGACCUCAGGCGCUGCACGUACCGCUUGUACUCUGCCGUGUCCACUGUGAGCCCGGACUGCCUGACUCCGUAUCUCACGCCCAUCACCACCUUCAUGCUGAUGGCCCUGAAGUCGAACGAGGGCGUCACGGCCCAUUUUGAAGAGGAUAAGACUUUUGUUCUGCUGGAUGAUGAUGAUGAAGAUGAUGAAGAUAAUGAAAAAGAUGGCGUGAAUGAUGUUGAAAUUUCUUUGGAGGACGACUCCGAGGCAGAUAUCCAUGAUGCUACAGGGUUCAGUGUGGAAAAUGCUUACAUUGAUGAGAAAGAAGACGCUUGUGAUGCUCUUGGAGAAAUUGCCUACAACACGGGUGCCAUCUUCCUGCCGUUCCUGGAGUCAAGCUUCCAGCAGGUUUACGAGAUGAGAGAUUUUCCUCAUGAGGAUGUUCGCCGGUCAGCAUUCGGGGCGAUGGGGCAGUUUUGCCGAACUUUGCACAACGUGUGGAAGGAGAACUGCACCGAAGCCAACUACCAAGCGCUGCACAAGCUGAUAGAUGUGCUGUUGCCUUGCUUUUUUGAUACGGUGAGGACAGAGACGGAGCGACAUGUCGUGAUGGGAGUCCUUGAAGCCAUGAAUAAUGUCAUCAAGACCUGCAAGGCUGAGGUGUUCAAAAACCCUGCAUACCUCAAAGAGGUCAGCCAUGUCAUUCGUGACGUGCUGAAGAAGGAGACUGCGUGUCAGGAUGCUGGUGGUGAUGAAGGCGAUGAUGAUGAACAACAGGCGGAGUAUGACUCCAUGCUGCAAGAAUGUGCUGGUGAGGGAAUUCCUCUGGUGGCGUCAGCGGUUCCUGCUGAGAGCUUCGCUCCAUUCCUCAAUGAUCUGCUACCGCUUAUCAUAAGUAGAACUAAAUCCUCAGCAACAGUGGCAGACAAGUCUUUCUAUAUCGGAACUAUUGGGGAAAUCCUGGAGGCACUGGUGGGCGUCACAGGCGGCCGGGGCCUCGCGGGCCGACUAUCCAAUCGUUUGCUCCCAGUGCUGGUCGUCGGGAUGAAAGACGCCGAUUCAGAAGUUCGGAACAACAGUGCCUUCGGGCUCGGGUGCUUGGCUGAAGCAGCGGGUCCCAUCGUGACAUCGGAUUACCCCAUGAUGCUCUCAGUGUUUUCUAACAUGCUGGUGAGAGAGUCCAACCCCCGGGUGAUCGACAACGUGUGUGCUGCUCUCUGCAGGAUGAUGAUCAGCAAUGUGGACGCCGUGCCCCUGGAGCAGGUUGUUCCAGCUGUAGUCACUCGUCUUCCUCUUAAGAAAGACAUGGAGGAGAACAAGACAGUGUUCCGUUGCCUGACGAUGCUCUACACACAUAGCCCUGCAAUGAUCGUGGGCUUGAUGAAGCCGAUUGUUGCCUGUUCCAGUAGUGUCCUGGGAAACAAGAAGGUGGAUGAAGAAGCACAGAAAAUCUUUGCUGGGCUGAUGAUCCAGUUUGCUCAGAACCACCCCUCUGACUUCCAGGCAGCUGCAACAUCACUGCCUGCAGAGCAUCAGGCCGAUCUCCGGGCUGCUGUCGGCACAUCUUAGUGCUAGCAUACUCCACUUUAAGCUAAAAACUCUUUAAUAUUAUCUAUCACAUUAGAACUUGAAACUUUCUAUUAACAGUUUGAAGUGUGAACUCCUUAUUUAUAUAUGCAUUUUUUUUUUAUUUUACUGAAGUACUGCAAGGUUACUUUUGUUUCCCCUCUGGUGCCAGUGCUUACGACCCAGAUUAACGUUGAUCAGAGAGAUUCCUUUAACUUACAGACUGUCUUAUUUGUUGCAUCACUAUAAUGUCCAAGUUUACAACACAUUGUCAAGUACUGCCUCACGCCUUCCAGGCUCCAUUAAUAGGUGGAUAUUGGCUGUUACCAGAAGUGCAUGCACAAACAUGGAGCAGACUCUUCACAUUUUUAAAUCCCCCUAUCCUUGUGCUCCUGAGCGAUAAUGUGCGGCUGGUCUUCGGUGCUGACAGAAACUUUGACAGACUCCAGUCCAGUUUCUGUUAAUGCAAACACAAUAAGCAGAGAGCUAGUCACCAAAAUGGCACUUAUGUUUGAAUAUUUGGCUCUUAAGUCUCAGUUGCUACUCAGUCAGACCGAGGCGAAACAGUCUCUUUGUUUCUUUUUAGACAAAUGCUGACACAAGUCGGUAAAUGCAAUUCUAUUUUUCUAUUCAAACCUGGUGUUGUAGUGCAAAACUCAACUUGUAUAAAUAAAUAAACGAAGCUCCACUACUAUCAAAUCAGUCUUCAGGUUCACUUCUCUUCUGUAAUGGAAAUAAACAUUGUAUUCCUCUCAUUUAUCUGAGGUUAGGGAAUUUGGCACUGUGAUGCUUAGAAUGUACCAAAAGAUGGUUGAAACCCCAUUUGGUCCAUGUACUUUCAAAUGGUUUUAAUUUAAAUAAUACUACAAUGUGACAGCUGCAGUGUAUUUUCUGUCAUUUGUUUGAAGUAUUGCAUUGAUAGGUUACUGUAACAGUACCACAAGGGUCAUUCUGUAGCUGUAAUAAUCAUUAAUGAUGAUAAACACCUCCAACACACUUUAAUGCCUUACUUGACAAUCUCUAUGACAUUUGUAUAACAUUUAACGUGGCUUCAAUAUUGUUACUUUGCCUGCAACAAUAU